Molecule: messenger RNA, 1667 nt
Organism: Effrenium voratum
Lineage: Eukaryota; Dinophyceae; Suessiales; Symbiodiniaceae
Source: the annotation of a GenBank genome assembly
CAGCAGGACAUUGCUUCAUGCGUGUGCAUCAGACUGAGCAUCGAUGGGCCUUGAGGAUGGCAGCACGAUGUCGCUGAACGUCCCACUCCUCCAGCCGCGCGCGUUCUCGGACGAGGACUUGCCUCCCUCACGCCGCCCGGUGGAUGACUUGCACGACUUCACAGCGGAAUUCAUCGAGAGAGGCUACCAUGCUGAGUACUGCAACUGGAGGGACUCCUACCUGAAGUGGAGACAGGGCGACGCGAAGGGCGCGAAAGGCGAGAACGUGGAGGAGACCCACAUCAAGAAUAGGAAGAGCACCUUCGAGUAUUGGUACCCAACGGUGUCUUCCUACACCUUCCGGCGCACCUGCGCCUAUUGGAUUGGUGUCCUCUUCGUGGAGGGGUGCAUCUUCUUCGCCUGGCAGACGAUGUUUCUGGCCUACUGGCCGGACCCCCCUCCGCGCAUCGAGUUCUGGAUCUCCAAGAUGCCGGUUUUGUUUGGGACCACCAUCUUCGGUACCGGGAUCUACAUGGGAUAUCUGGAGCUCAUCAACAUGGACACAGACACCAACUUGACUCGCCCCAACUUCCUUUGGUGCGACUGGCGAGCGCUCUAUCGCCUGCUACAGCAGAAGGAGGAAGGGGAGAGCGAGUCGGACUACGAUGAUGCGGAUGAUGCCAGCAGUAUGUCCGAGUUGUACUGGUACCAACCAGUGUCUUCCAUCGCGGGUUGGGUCAUCUACCUCACGGGUGCGGUGAUUUACCAAGUGGCCAAUACCGCGGAGAUGUUCGAAUUGGACAAGGAGACCCACGCAAUAAUCUGCGAGUGGCCCUUGGUCUUCGGAGGCUUCUGCUUCUUCCUGGGUGGAAUUGCCGAGCUCGUGCACAAUCGCGUGUGGGCAAAUCCUCCAGUGUCCUAUGUUUGGUGGGCGGCCGUCAUGAACUUUGUGGGCGGCAUCGGGUUUUGGCUUUGCGCCUGUCCGGUGAUGAUGGAAGACUGGGUCACCCCCAUCGGAUUCACAGGUACCAUACUGUACCUCAUCGCUGCUAUCCUGGGGCUUUGCAUGUGGCGAGGAGAGCAGUUCGGGCUCAGCCUGAUCUCCAAUCUGAACCGUGUGCACAGACACAGCGGCACCCAGAUCGCAGUACGGACAGAUCAUAACACCGGCGUGCAGCAGGUGGUUCCCAUCACGCCCUCCGCGCCCAGCCAACAGAACAUCAAGCUGGACAAUGUGGACAACGUGCUGCAGGCGAAGCUUUCUUGGCGAGGCCUCUCUUUCGUUGUGGUGUGCACCUUGUGGGGCGCCUCCUCCUUGCUCAGCGUCUGCACCGUGCCCGCGGCGCCCUGGGAGUACGAGUCCACCUCCGCCACGCGGCGCAGGCACUUGGCCUCCCAGGAGAUGACGAGCCUUGUACAUGCCAUAGGCGCUCACUGCAUCAUCCUUUUGAACUCGGUGUCCGUGCACGUGCCGUCAGAAGAGCCUUACCGCGCCCUUACCUUGGCCAUGCGCCUGCUGGUCAUGGUACUUACAAUCCAGUGUGUCAUGUCCAUUUGGGACUUUCUCAUCGACGAGCAUGCUUGAAAUGCCGAACUGAUGCGCCUGGAAGCAGCUGUGACGCCGAUUUCAUUGGCUCAAGGGCUUAUCGAUUCGCGAGCCGUGUACCCCCGUGUUUUUUUUUGCGCGC